This is a messenger RNA of Apodemus sylvaticus (European woodmouse), 383 nucleotides long. RefSeq names its product metallothionein-2. NCBI's taxonomy places the organism in Eukaryota, Metazoa, Chordata, Mammalia, Rodentia, Muridae. Bases 69 to 254 code for a protein of 61 amino acids. The record is from RefSeq and is a predicted model, not a curated record. Gene Ontology annotation, molecular function: metal ion binding. The transcript has 3 exons.
GCUACAUCACGCUCUAAGAACUUCAACACCGAACUCUUGUCGAUCUUCAACUGCCGCCUCCACUCGCCAUGGACCCCAACUGCUCCUGUGUCUCGGACGGAUCCUGCUCCUGUGCCGGCUCCUGCAAAUGCAAACAAUGCAAAUGCACCUCCUGCAAGAAAAGCUGCUGCUCCUGCUGCCCCGUGGGCUGUGCGAAGUGCUCUCAGGGCUGCAUAUGCAAAGAGGCUUCAGACAAGUGCAGCUGUUGCGCCUGAGUGGGGGCGUCCCCACAACUGUGUAAAUAGAAUAUGUUGGAACCUAUUGUACAACUCUGACCCCCGUUUUCCACACCCUUUUUUCUAUAAAAACAUGUAACUGACAAUAAAAAUUGUUGACUUGAUUAA